Messenger RNA from Geosmithia morbida, 1023 nucleotides. RefSeq lists its product as uncharacterized. The record is from RefSeq and is a predicted model, not a curated record. The annotation marks the transcript as partial. NCBI's taxonomy places the organism in Eukaryota, Fungi, Ascomycota, Sordariomycetes, Hypocreales, Bionectriaceae. Gene Ontology annotation, molecular function: GTPase activity; GTP binding. The transcript is spliced from 2 exons. Gene Ontology annotation, cellular component: fungal-type vacuole membrane; nucleus; Gtr1-Gtr2 GTPase complex. Gene Ontology annotation, biological process: cellular response to amino acid stimulus; positive regulation of TOR signaling; regulation of autophagy.
GAUUCUGCCCAGUCGGAUGAGAGUACCGUCAGUGCAGCCCAGCUAAGUCUUCGACGUCAACAGCAACAGCAGCAGCAGCAGAGUAAAGAUGGUGCUACGAGUCCCAAGACGACGGCAGCCUCGGCCAAGGGGAAGCCGCGUCUUCUACUCAUGGGACAGAGAAGCUCCUUCAUGGACUUUCAAGUGUGGGACUUUCCCGGACAGAUUGACAUAUUCGAAAACCCGGAAUUCGACAUGGAGGCCAUAUUCGGCGAGAUAGGCGCGCUGAUCUGGGUGAUUGACGCGCAGGACGACUACCUGGAGGCCGUAGAUCGGCUGAACACGACCAUCCUCUGCCUGCAACGCACGUACCCCUACAUCAACAUCGAGGUCUUCAUCCACAAGGUGGACGGUCUAUCGGACGACUACAAGCUCGACAUCCAGCGGGACAUUACCAUCCGCAUCCAGGACGAGCUAUCGGACCACGGGUGCGAGAACGCCCCCGUCACAUUCCACCUGACGUCCAUCUACAACCACUCCAUCUUCGAGGCCUUCAGCAAGGUCAUCCAGAAGCUCAUCCCGCGCCUGGGCACCCUCGAGUCCAUGCUCACCAACCUCUGCCGCACCUGCCGCUUCGAGAAGGCCUACCUCUUCGACGUCCUCUCCAAGAUCUACAUCGCCACCGACUCAUCCCCCGCCGACAUGGCCUCGUACGAGAUCUGCAGCGACUACAUUGACGUCAUCAUCGACAUGACCGAGGUCUACGGCACCUGGCACCGCUCCGACGACGCGAGGGCCCGCCUCGAGGGCGAUCCCUACCACGCCCCGCUCGACGCCCAGGUCGGCUGCCCCACCGCCGAGAGCUGCCUCGUCCUGCACGACAGCAGAAGGCCCAUCGUCCUCAGGGAGGUCGACAGGUACCUCGCCCUCGUCGCCGUCAUGAAGGAUGACUCGUACGACAAGAUGCCCCUUGUCAACAUGAAUGUCGACGCCGUAGUCGACGGCCUCACCGGCUUCUUCAACAUUACCAGGAGGAAUCGUUAG